Molecule: messenger RNA, 4434 nt
Organism: Nerophis lumbriciformis (worm pipefish)
Lineage: Eukaryota; Metazoa; Chordata; Actinopteri; Syngnathiformes; Syngnathidae
Source: RefSeq, a predicted model, not a curated record
AUGCACACGGACAAUAAACUGGCCAAUCAUGGCGAGCAAGUCACCGGUGACGGACGAGCUCAAAUGGCCGCUGUAAACCUGCAAGCCCAGCAGCAGGGAGCCGCCGGUCAGCCGGGCCCCAAGAACCGCCUCGCUUCCGGGGGGCAUGGAGGCAACAAGAGUAGCACCGGGUCAAAGGUCGCCGGGCAAUUGGCGAGCGGCGCCGGGGGGAUGCUCAAAACCAAAAGCAAGCGGGAGAGGAGUGUGUCUGUGGAUUCUAAUGAACCGAGACAGGCUGCUUCCAAAAGUCAGGAAGCUGAUACCAAAGCAGAGGGUGUCACGCGCAGUAAGCGUCGAUGUGUUCUGGAGAAGAAGCAGCCAUACAGUGGAGAUGAAUGGUGCUCUGGACCCGACACCGAAGACGAUGAAGACAAGCCUCGUUUGACCACGCAACGCGAGCGAGGGCUGUCAGGACCUAGGCAAUCUGAUAAUCCACCUGCAGGGACUGCCACAUCUGAGCCUGUAGUGGCUUGUGGACCAGGACCAGUAACUGGACUGAAGCCAGGACCGCCUGCGCCUCAGCCCUCACAGCAGCUGUUGUAUGUCUUCACAACCAGUAUGGCCAACAGUGCUGCAGAGGCAGUGAUGAAAGGGAAGGUGGAUUCCAUUCUUCAAUUCCACCAGCAAAAUGUUCCACGAACAAAGUUGGAGCAGGGACAUGCACUGCUUAGAACUGGUGAGAAGGUGAACUCCAGCACUUCUCCACCCGCAGGCACACCUAAAUCCAAAAGUGGAACCCCUCGACCCAACUCGGCUGGAGGCAGUGUCCCACUCUCUGCGGGAACUCCGAUGUCAGCAGGCCGCUCUGAUAAUGACUCUCCUCAGACCAGACUAAGUGGUCUGUCUGGUUCUAACUCUAUUCUCCCCAAUAGGCCAGAGGGAGAUGGCAAAGGCACACCUUUAGGCUCAGUCUCAGGAGCUGUACACGAUGAGGGUCUUCCCGUUCCUAGUCUUUCCCCAUCAGGGAGUCCUUCCCUCUUGUCCGUGCAUUUACAGGGUGACACAAGAAACAGAAGUGGCCCUGAAAAUGUAGGCGGUCUUUCUAAGGAGCAGCUUGAACACAGGGAACGUUCAUUGCAGACUCUGAGAGACAUCGAGAGGCGAUUUCUAGGCACUGGUGAAAGACCUCAUAGUGACACGGGAGGCUCCAACAAUAACCUUACGAAUAAUGCUUCCAAUGAGAUUAACAACAGCAGUAGUGAGCGAGGCGCUAUUCUUGAGGACAAUAACGGUACGAACACUGGGGAUUGCGGUAGCAUGGCACUGUCGGCCUUGGCCUCACUGGGAAACGUAAAGAAAUUUGAAGAACCACUGCAGUCCAUAAUGUCUCAAACGCAAUUGCUCAGCACUGCUACCCACAGCCCGGAAAUAGACCAUCACCAUAAUCUACAGCAGCACUCUCAUCAUCAGAUAUCCUCACCUGGUUUAGACAUGGGCCCCUUACUUGGACCGGAAGGGCUUAAUCAAGAACAAAUUGCGUGGCGGAAACUACAAGAGGAGUACUACCAGGAGAAGAGGAGGCAACAAGAAAUGCAAAGUCCCCAGAACUUGAGGAUGAUGACUGAAAUGGGCUUGCAUGGAGGUCCCAUGAUAAUAAGGGGACCACCUCCCCCAUAUCAUAGCAAGCCUGGAGAUCAACAAUGGGCUUCUCGAAACAUGAUGGGAGGAAGAAUGGCCGAAAACGUACGAAUGGCAAGUAUGCAUCAAGAAGGACCUGGGCGCCCAAGGUUCCUAGCACAGAUGCAGAGAGGGACACCAGGUGGAGAAGGGUUUCCUGUUAGUCCAGGGGGGCUUUUAUCUGUCGAUGGUCUAGGACCUCAAAGGCCUACAAGGCCAGAGAUUUGGCUUGAUAAUAUGCCAAACAACAUGGAUGGCGGAGGUCAAUUCCAUGGCUGCUACCCUCCACAGCACUUGCAGGAUGAGCCAGAGCAUUUAUUAACCCGUGAGGAAUUGUUUCGGAUAACAGAGAAGCGACAAAUGCAGGGGCUUCCACGGUUUGAACUGGACCGGAUUAUUGCACAGAGGCAACAUGGCAAUAUGGGCUCGAGAAUCAUGGAAAAUCCAGGGGGACCAGACUUCUCCAAUUUGAUAAUGGGGAGAGGUCCACCUUCAGAUCAAGGGGAUCCUUUGGACUUUCCUAGUUCACGGGACAUGAUGAGUUCUCCUGGAGGUGGGCCUCAGAUCAGAGAUUUAUUGGACUCUCCCCUCGGAAGCAACCUUACUGUAAACAUGAACCCACAGAUGAAUCUUCAACAGCAACAUUUGACUCUGUCACAAAAGCUCAGAAGGGGCCAAGAAAGAGCGGGACCUUUUGGUGAGUUUAUCAGUCCUGGAGAAAUGGCAAGAAUACGAGCGUCGCAAAAUGAGAGAAGAAAUAUGGCAAUGGUCUCAGGACCUGAUGGACCAUUUCGUUUUCCGACACAAGGCCCUUUCUCCAGUGGUGAAGGUCCAUAUCCUCAGCAGCCCCCUGAGCUGUACGGGCCUGAGCCGGAAAGCCGAAAUCCAUUGGGAAGUACGUCACGUCUCAGUCAUAUGCCAAUCACUGCAGACCUCAGAGCAGGAGGUUCUGGUCCCCGGCAUUCUAGCGACCUAUCUGUUAAUAUUCACCCUCUGGCUUCUCCUACGGUCCAGCAUCCUCACCAUCUUAGUUCUCCAUCCUUUCAACGAGAUGCAUCAACUCACCUUCCAUCACCGUCUGCUCCAGGACAGAAGUCUCCUUCAAUUAUUGUCCCUCCAGGUCCUCACCCUGCUUUUCCCCCUGCUUCUGGUGCAGGAACACCUUGUUCUUCUUCCAUCAAAUCACCCCAAAUAAUGGGGCCUUCUAACCAUGACUUGCACUCCCCUUCCAACUCACCUGGACGGCUGAAGUCCCCAACUGUGGCUAUGGGCUCUCCUACGUGGAUUUCUCCGAAAACGGAUCCUUCAAGUCCAGGUGGACUUACCGGUGUGGGGGCUUCAGGUAAUGGAGGAACACACCCUGAAACAGGUCGAUCACUACCCGCUAGAAGUUCCAACUCCACCCCAAAUAGCCAACCAGGCUCGAUGAAUCCUAGUAUGACAUUCACAUCUUCGCCCAAUGCCCCACAAACACAGAAUCCUUUGUCGCUGAUCAUGUCUCAGAUGUCCAAGUAUGCUCUGCCCAGCGCCACUCCCCUUUACCACGAUGCAAUCAAAACAAUUGCGACUUCUGACGACGAGAUGAUGCCCGAUCGACCUCUUCUGCCUGGUGUCAGCAUUGGAGGAAACAUUGGGAACCCUCCGACAUCCCAGGGCCUGGUCUCACAGAGUUCCAUCGCUGCCCAGAGUGAUUCCCAAAGCCCCGUGGGAAUCCCAAGCCAAGGUCAGCAGCAACUAUCCCAUGAUGCCUCGGAACCUGUGCUGUCUUCCCCAAACCCAAUGGGCCUUCCUCUCAUGACUUCCACCAUGAUGGGAGGAGGAAAUGAUGACCUCGGUCCUUGCAAUAUUUCACCAAUGUCUCAAAACCAGAUGGCGGUUUUUCCCCGCAUGCAGCCUUCGUCUCACAGCCGUAUGCGAUCUCCCAUUGGCAGAAUAUCUCAAAACUUUUCUCAGUCCAGCGAAGACAUUCUUUCUCCUCAGCACCUCAACUUGCUAGGUAAAGACCCACACCAACGCCACCCUCAUCCCUCAGAGACCUUACCGCCUCUUACCAUGGGAGACGGCCCAGAUCUGAGUGAAGUCAUACGACCUACUCACUCUGGGAUCCCUGAGUUCGACCUGUCUCGCAUCAUUCCCUCUGAUAAACCCAGCAGCACCCUCCAGUAUUUCCCUAAGAGUGAACCGCACCAGAAUCCAAACCAGGGGCCGCAACCCCAGCAGCUCCUUAAACACUUAACUUCCUCCGGUCCUCCUCACAUGUCAUCAUCCAACCCCCACUUGGCCAAUUUGCAGAAUAUGCUGCCAGAGCAGCAGCUGCCUCCUCACCAGGGUCAUGGCGGACUCGGACAAAAUAUGGCUGUCCUCCAAGGAAAUACCAGGGGGAUGGUGUCCAGUGCAGGCAUGGGUGCUAUGUGCCGUGGUGGACACAUGUUUGGAAGGACAGGCAUGGUUCCCCAACAACAGCAAGUCAUGAUGGCAAACAGCCUUCUCCACCAUCCUGCCAGCCCAUAUACAGGAAUGAUGUCACCUCAGCAGCACCAGCACAAUUUAAUGGCGCGGCAAAAUGCGAUGAUGAUGCAGGCCAAGCAACGCAACAUGCCCAUCCCGGGAGACCCCUUUAGCACCCAGGGUGCUUUAAUGUCCCCUCAGGGUCCCAUGAUGGCCCCAUCCCACACGCAGACUGGAAUGAUGGGACCGCAGUCUCUCAGACAGCGGGGUAUGUCUCUGGACAGCCCCAUUGGGUACGGUCCUGGCGGUAUGACCAACAUGCCUUUUUGA